GGUCCUAGUGUUGAGAAGGAAGCGGUCUGCAUCCCAACACAAGAAGGGACCGAUAGAAACCACGACAAGAUAAUACUUUAAGUUUGACCGCGAAGACUUUCUUUUCAUGGAGAGAAAACAUGACAUCGACGUCGAGCGAUAGGAGGGCCUUUGCUCAUAAAAUCAACCGAACUGUUGCUGCAGAGGUCAGAAAACAAGUGUCCAGAGACUAUGGAUCACCUCAACUGUCCAAGAAACGAGGAGGCUCAAACCACCCUUUGCCCCUGACGGAGGUGGUUGAGCCUGUGGAUUUCGAGGAGUAUGUGAGCAGUCACGCUCCAGGGGUGGAGCCCGGCCCCCUCAGACAGCUAAUGGAGUUUCCCCAGGAUGAUCUGGAGCUCCUCCAGCUGGAUAAAGAAUGCACUACACUGGAGCCCCCUCUGCCUGAGGAGGAGGAGGACUCUUUGGAUCCCAGAGUGAGAGAUGCCUUGGCAGUCUACACAGAUGAAUGGCUUGUCAUUCAAAGAAAGUACCAAAGCUACAGUACUGUAUACACCCCCCACAACUCUGUGCGGCAAAGGGAGAGGCAGCGAGGGCUGAUCAAACAGACAUUUGAACUGGAUGAGGCUGCUGCUGCUGAGCGCCAGGAUGACCAGGAUGAUGCAAAGCGGCGGUCAGUAAGCCUUGAUGAAACUCCUCGGGGCAGCUGGGCUUCGAGCAUCUUUGACCUGAAGAACUCUUCCCCAGAUGCUCUGUUCCCAUCGGUGCUGGAAAGAACAGCUGCAGAGGACAUGGAUCUUCACAAUACCGAGGCACGCCUGCAGGGGCGCCACAGUGACCUCCUUGGCUUGUACCCCCCUCCUGAUGAGGAUGAAGCAGUAGAAAGAUGCUCGGUGCCAGAAGUCCCCAAGGAACAUUGUGGUCAGAGAAUCAUGGUCAAGUGUCUAUCUCUGAAAUUUGAAAUAGAAAUUGAGCCGAUAUUUGGAUCACUUGCCCUUUAUGAUGUUAAGGAAAAGAAAAAGAUCUCUGAGAAUUUUUACUUUGACUUAAACUCGGAUCAGAUGAAAGGACUGCUUAAGCCUCAUACGCCACACAUAGCUAUAUCCACAAUGGCCCGUUCUGCCAUUUUCUCCAUUACAUACCCUUCUGCCGACAUCUUCUUGGUCAUUAAGUUGGAAAAAGUCCUUCAGCAAGGAGAUAUUGGUGAAUGCUGUGAACCCUACAUGGUGAUGAAAGAAUCAGAUUCUUCCAAGCACAAGGAAAAGCUGGAAAAAUUGCGACUUCAGGCAGAGCAGUCUUGUAGUCGUCUUGGCCGUUUUCGCAUGCCUUUUGCCUGGACAGCCAUUCACCUCGUCAACAUUGUCAGCAGUGUGGGAGGUCUGGAUCGAUCCGACCCAGACUCUGACUCUGAGCGAAAGAGCCAUGGAACCUGGAAUGAGAGAAAGAAGAAGGGGUUGGAGAGGAUGAGUGUUGGGGAUGAGAUGUGUAACUUUGCCACUUUUCGCCCAGCAACCCUUACUGUAACCAACUUCUUCAAACAGGAGGGGGACAGACUGAGUGAUGAGGACCUCUAUAAGUUUCUGGCAGACAUGCGCAGACCGUCUUCUGUUCUGCGACGACUGAGGCCCGUCACUGCUCAGUUGAAGAUUGACAUUUCUCCAGCGCCAGACUCUCCGCAUUAUUGUCUGUCGCCAGAACUGCUUCACGUGAAGCCUUAUCCAGACCCACGAGUUCGCCCAACCAAAGAGGUGCUGGAGUUCCCGGCUCGUCACGUAUACACACCACACACCACCUACAGGAACCUGCUAUACGUUUACCCACAAAGUCUGAACUUCAGCAGUCGUCAGGGUUCAGUGAGGAACAUAGCUGUGAAGGUUCAGUUCAUGGCAGGAGAGGACCCCAGCCAAGCUUUACCGGUCAUCUUUGGAAAGUCAAGUUGUUCUGAGUUCAUGAAAGAAGCGUAUACACCCGUCAUCUACCACAACAAGUCUCCUGAGUUCUAUGAGGAGACGAAGAUGAAGAUUCCUGCCAAUCUUACAGACAACCACCAUCUGUUGUUCACCUUUUACCACAUCAGCUGCCAGACCAAACAGAACAUUUCUCUGGAGACCCCUGUGGGCUACACUUGGAUACCUUUGAUGCAGCAUGGCCGACUACGCACUGGCUCCUUCAGCCUGCCAGUAUCUGUGGAAAAACCUCCACCCAGCUACUCUGUACUCACCCCUGAUGUUCAGCUACCAGGCAUGAAGUGGGUGGAUAAUCACAAAGGAGUGUUCAAUGUCGAGGUGACAGCAGCCUCCUCAGUUCACACUCAGGACCCCCACCUGGAUAAAUUCUUCACUCUGGUGUAUGUGCUUGAGGAGUACUCCUUCCCUUUCCGUCUUAAAGAUGUCAUCAUAACUGAGGCUAACAUGGAGGGAGAGCUGAAGGCCAGUAUAGCAGCACUGAGAGGGGCCCUGCUGGAUACCUGCGUCAGGUUUUUGCAUCAGCUGCUCAACAAACUCAUUCAACUCAUCGUCUACCCUCCAGUCAUUGCAGGCCAAAUUGUAAACCUUGGACGAGCUGCUUUUGAAGCUAUGGCUCUGUUGGUCAACCAGAUCCACAAAAACCUGGAAGGGAACCAAGACCAGCAUGGCCGCAACAGCCUGCUGGCAUCUUACAUCCAUUACUGCUUCCGUCUGCCCACUGCCGAACCUGCUAUGCCCCCAGCAGCAGGUACUCAGUCUUAUGACAUGCCAAUGCAGUAUGCUACCUUAUCCAGGGCAACGGCCCGCCCAAGCAGCCUACACCUGUCCCGUUCCAAGAGUAUUAGCAACUCCAACCCUGAUCUGGCUAGCACACCAAUUUCCCCUGACGAGGAGGUCCAAAGAAUCAUAGGAAGCAAGGGUAUUGAUCGCUCCCACUCCUGGGUAAAUUCUGCUUAUGCCCCUGGGGGCUCCAGAUCUGUGCUACGCCGGAACCUCAACUCCAGCUGUGAGCUUAAGCAGGCAAGCGACCUCAGCUGCAAUCGCAUGUCUGCCUUUCUGGACAGCGUGGCCUUGUUUUCAGUUCCCACAAGGCAGAUUACCAAGAAGUUGCUCCACGAGGAGCUGGGAUUGCAGUGGGUGGUCAGUACCAGCACUGUGAGGGAAGCGGCACUGCAGCAGUCUUGGUUUUUCUUCCAGCUCAUGAUGAAGAGCAUGGCUCAUCACUUAUUCCUGAUGUCUAAAUUGGACAUUCCGAGGCGUCAGCGUUUCCCAGACCGCUUUGUUGAUGACAUAAAUGCGCUUGUAUGUGCCAUCAGUGCAGACAUUGUCAGCCGGUAUCACAAGGAUGUGGAGCUUGUAGAGAGGUUAAAUAGCAGUCUGGCCUUCUUCCUGAAUGACCUGCUGUCUCUCAUGGAUCGGGGCUUUGUGUUCAGCCUCAUUCGCUCCUACUACAAACAGAUUGCUAACAAGCUCCACACAACACAAAACCCCAGCUCUCUAAAUGCCCUGAGGAUGGACUUCAUUCGUAUCGUCUGCAGCCAUGAACAUUAUGUCAUCCUCAACCUGCCCUGCUCAACGCUGAGCCCUCCAGCAUCCCCCUCACCUUCCACUUCCUCCACCACCUCUCAGAGUUCAGCAUUUUCCAGUAUGGUGCAAGACCAGGGUGUGGCCACGAUGUUUGAGCUCUCCGUCCCUUUUCGUCAGCAGCACUUCCUGUCUGGACUGGUGCUUACUGAGCUCUCUCUCAUACUUGAUCCUGAUGGUGAAGGGGUUUUCUUCCUUCAUAAAAAAGCCAUCAGUGCUGUACACUCCCUGCUGUGCAGCCAUGAUGCAGACCCCCGUUAUAGAGACCCUCAGGUCAGAGCCCACAUUGCUCAGCUCUACCUGCCUCUCAUCCCCAUCGUCAUGGAGACUUUGCAUCAUCUCCACGACUUCUGUGACUCUUCACCUACUUGGGUCCGUCAUGCAUCCGCCUACACCGAUGAUGCUGACCCAGACAGUGGCAACACUAUCAGUCAGUCUGUUGCCAUGGCAAUUGCUGGCUCCCCUUUGCCUCAUGCCAAAACCAGCCCAUUUGCAAUCCCCUCAGUGGCUGGGCGCCAAACCAGCUCCCUGUCUGCCGAGUGCAGCAGGACUCUGCUGGUGUGUUUCCUGUGGGUGAUGAAGAAUGCAGAUGCAAGUCUCCUAGAGCGAUGGGUGUCUGAUUUGUCUGUACUUCAGAUCAAUCGCUUGCUUGAUCUGCUGCAUCUCUGCGUUUCCUGCUUUGAAUACAAGGGGAAAAAGACUCUGGAGAGGAUCAACAGCUUGACAUUUAAAAAGUCUCAGGACAUGAAGGCCCGCCUGGAAGAAGCCAUACUGGGAACUAUUGGAGCCCGUCAGGAGAUGGUUCGCCGCUGCAGAGAAAGGAGUCCUUAUGGCAUCCAGGAGAAUGUCAGAUGGAGAAAGAACGUCACUCAUUGGAGACAAAAUGCAGACAGAGUUGACAAGACUAAAGCUGAGGUGGAACAGGAGUCUGUGGUGGAUGGAAACUUGGCUACUGAAGCAUCUUUGAUAGUACUGGACACAUUGGAAAUUGUAGUAAAGACUGUGGUUGCAUCUGAAUUGAAAGAGAGUGUUCUAGGUGGGGUGCUGCGAGUGCUUCUCCACAGCAUGGCAGGCAACCAGAGCGCCCUCUUUCUGCAGCAUUGCUUCACUACACAGAGAGCUCUAGUUUUCAAGUUUCCUGAGAUGUUGUUUGAAGAAGACACAGAACUUUGUGCAGACCUUUGCCUGCGCCUCCUGCGUCACUGCAGCAGCAGUGUUGCUUCUGUCAGAAGUCACGCCUCUGCUUCCCUUUACCUGCUCAUGAGGCAAAACUUUGAGAUUGGAAACAACUUUGCACGAGUUAAGAUGCAGGUCACAAUGUCUCUGUCCUCCCUGGUGGGAACGUCACAAAACUUUAAUGAAGAGCAUCUUCGUCGAUCAUUAAAGACAAUCUUGACAUAUGCUGAAGUGGAUGUAGAGCUACGUGACACACCUUUCCCAGAGCAGGUCCAGGAUCUGGUGUUCAACUUGCAUAUGAUUCUAACUGACACUGUGAAGAUGAAAGAGCAUCAGCAGGAUCCUGAAAUGCUAAUUGACCUCAUGUACAGGAUUGCCAAGGGCUACCAGAAUUCUCCUGAUCUGCGCCUGACGUGGCUGCAGAACAUGGCAGGGAAGCACUCUGAGAGAGGAAAUCACGCUGAGGCGGCCCAUUGUCUGGUCCACAGUGCAGCACUGGUGGCAGAAUACCUCAACAUGCUGGAGGAUUGCCGCUACCUGCCCAUUGGCUGUGUCACAUUUCAGCAUAUUUCAUCCAACAUAUUGGAGGAGUCAGCAGUAUCCGAUGACGUCCUGUCUCCCGAGGAGGAAGGCAUUUGUGCUGGAAAGUAUUUCAGCGAGUCUGGCCUGGUGGGCCUUCUGGAGCAGGCAGCUGCCUCUUUUAACAUGGCUGCUAUGUAUGAGGCCAUUAAUGAAGUGUACAAGAUACUGCUGCCCAUCCAUGAAGCUAACAGGGAUUUCAAAAAGCUGGCUACAGUCCAUGGGAAACUACAAGAUGCCUUCAACAAAGUCUACAACCAAAGUUCAGGAUGGGAGAGAAUGUUUGGCACCUACUUCCGAGUGGGUUUCUAUGGCUGCCAGUUUGGAGACUUGGAUGAGCAGGAGUUUGUCUACAAGGAGCCUUCAAUCACCAAGUUAGCUGAAAUCUCCCACAGACUUGAGGAGUUCUACUCAGUGAAGUUUGGGGAUGAUGUGGUUGAAAUUAUUAAGGACUCCAACCCAGUGGACAAAAGCAAACUGGAUCCCAGUAAGGCCUACCUCCAGAUCACCUACGUUGAGCCCUACUUUGACACAUACGAGUUGAAGGAAAGAAUCACCUACUUUGACAAGAACUACAACCUGCGUACCUUCAUGUACUGUACUCCCUUCACUCUGGAUGGCCGUGCCCAUGGCGACCUGCAUGAGCAGUACAAACGGAAAACCAUCUUGACAACAUCUCACGCCUUCCCCUACAUAAAGACACGCAUCAAUGUUACCCACAAGGAGGAGAUUAUUCUUGUCCCCAUGGAGGUGGCAAUUGAAGACAUGCAGAAGAAGACUCAGGAGCUCGCAUUUGCCACAAACCAGGAUCCUGCAGACCCUAAGAUGCUGCAAAUGGUGCUGCAGGGCUGUGUGGGAACUACUGUUAACCAGGGCCCCCUUGAGGUGGCGCAGGUCUUUCUCUCUGACAUUCCUCAUGACCCAAAGCUGUUUCGCCAUCACAACAAACUGCGCCUGUGCUUUAAAGACUUCACUAAGAGGUGUGAGGAUGCCCUAAGGAAGAAUAAGGCUCUGAUUGGACCAGACCAGAAGGAGUACCACAGAGAGCUGGAGCGAAACUACAAUAAACUGAAAGAAGCUCUGGGUCCUCUAAUCAACCGCAAGAUCCCCCAGCUGUACAAAACCCUGCCAGCUCAGACUCUGCAAACACAACGGAACUCCUACAGCAGGUCCAGUCUUCGCAAGGUCGACUGUUGAGGUGCAGAUGACUGAAAAAGAACACACGGCAACAAGCUUUAGAAAUUAGCACCAUCCCAUCCCGUCUGUUCCCCCUCCCCCCACUACCCGGCACACCAACUGUCACAAGCACACGCACCAUCCUCUUCCUCGUUAUUUUACCCCCUUCGCCUGCCCAGCCACCCAGUUAUGUCUUCAACCCCACCCACCCACACACAUGCAAACACACACGGCUAGUUGUCACUUCUUUUCCUGAUGAACCAUUUCCCCCGUCUCCACCAGUCCCACACCUCUGUAGGAGAGAAGUCUCAGCUGUUUAUACUGGAAGGUUAUCUGCUCUGUAAACAUUGUUAUUUGGAAGGAGGCUCUUAAGAUGCCAGAAUUAUAAAAGGAUAAAAAAGCUUUCCAAAGUAAUUACUCAGUGGCAACCCAGAGUAAUCUCUUGAAGUUUGAUCAGGCUUUAAUUCUUAAUUUUUUUAACAGACAAAAGCUACCAAACAUUUUGUAUCCAAAUCAUUGAGAAGUUGAACAGUUUUCUUUUUGCGUUUACAGAGGCAGCAGGCGGUCUGUUUAGUCAUGUCCUUUAUUAUUUGUAAGGGAUAUUUUUCUAAACCAUUCCUAGUGGUAGUCACUGCCAGACAUUGCUAUAAGAUUUUUCUUUUGCUGUCAACAGACCAAAUAACUUGCAUUCCUUCCUUCUCAAGUUGUCACAUUUAUCUGCACAUCUUGUUUUCAGAAUUCAAUAUAGAGUCGGUGGGCUCAUCCUGUGUAAACUCAGGCCUCUGGGCUUGUACAUAAAGAAAAACAACAGGAUGGCCUGUUUUAAAGGUGUUUUUUUUUUUAAACUGUGAAAUUUCUCUUGUAAUGCACUGCAGCCACAUCAGAUGUUUAUCACAGAAGCACUGCCUUUCGCCACGCUGUCUCCUUCACCCACAUAAACUGUUCAAAGUGCUGCAUCUACUAUCAAGAUGCAGUACGGUGUGAUAACUGAAUAUGGUUUCCCUGGUUAGGCAAUGUUGAUUUUUUUUAAACCUUAACUGCUGUCAAAAAGCACUCCAUAUGUGUUGUGUAAGUUCACCACUGCUUGUUGAAAGUUUGCAUUUAAUGUAGCCUUUUUCUACUACUGUAUCUGUUAAAUUGCACUAUUGUAAAACAAGCUGUGGCAUAUUAACACUGUAACAAGUAAACUAGCCAAGGAACUGCUUUUCUACCAAUUAGAUUUUUAUUUAUUUACUGUCUCUUCCAAUAAAUAUCUCUUCCUACA
Melanotaenia boesemani (Boeseman's rainbowfish) is the source of this 7725-nucleotide messenger RNA. Its product is annotated as dedicator of cytokinesis protein 7-like. Gene Ontology annotation, cellular component: cytosol. NCBI's taxonomy places the organism in Eukaryota, Metazoa, Chordata, Actinopteri, Atheriniformes, Melanotaeniidae. The record is from RefSeq and is a predicted model, not a curated record. Bases 120 to 6482 code for a protein of 2120 amino acids. The transcript has 50 exons. Gene Ontology annotation, molecular function: guanyl-nucleotide exchange factor activity. Gene Ontology annotation, biological process: positive regulation of GTPase activity; small GTPase-mediated signal transduction.